AUGUAUCUCCCCAUCGAGCUUGUCGAGCUAAUUUUAUCAAACUUUACGCCUCACACUCGUCAUGACCAAGUGGAACUUAAUAAAUCGGAUACAUUUGCAUUAGCAAAAUGUGCGCUGGUCUGCCGAGCAUGGGUUGCCCCAAGUCGCCGCAUUCUUUUUCGCAAUGUCACUAUUGUCGAGCGGAAGGCCUACACCUUUGAGCGCUUGUUUCCCUCUCGGCGAUCUCGCUCUUCUCGUGACACUACAUUCUACCCCUUCGUUCGGGAAUUGCACUUUCGGUUGGCUGAAGGCGGGAAACGCUGGCUCGAAUCAACCUUCCAGCGCAACAUCAGCCCGCAUCUCCAAAAUACAGUCCGACAUCUCUGGCUGCAUGGGCAGGGAUUUGUCAGUCCUGGCCACAAAAAAAUCAAGCCUUGUCCUACCGGCUUCACUCAAGUUACCCAUCUGCGCAUUUCGGGCGUGUGGGGAUUCUCGGUCGUACAAAUGGUGGAAUUUAUUGCCUCCUUCCCAAUGUUGGAGGAGCUGACUAUUGGUGUCUCUGAAUACCUUCGGGGAGCAGAGGGCCCAAUGCCCAGCAAUCAAGUACCAGCCAUGCUUCGUCGCGCUUCCUUCAAAUGGGUGCACUCCCGCCCGAUUUUCGACUGGGUAAGGCUUGGCCGUCCAACAGGCAUGGAGGCAUUGCGAUUUCACUUGCCAAACGAGCACGACUACACCGAUUUCGCGGCUUCGGUGUUUGAAUAUAUUGCCCAACAGGGCUCAUCGUUACUUUCGCUGGGUCUGAUGAUCAAUGAUCAGACACGCUGGCUUUAUGACGCCCGGGGCUUGGACACAGACUCACCGCCACUUUCCAUGCUAUUCUCAGCCUUCCUCCGCUCCAACUCCCGACUUCAACACCUGUUUAUGGACGUUUCUGAGGAAAGUAGAUAUUGGCGGUCCUCUGGCCAUCGCUCCAUCGGCACGCUACUGAUCCGCAACGCCCUCAGCGACAACUCCAGCCGGCUCCGUGCUCUGAAAAUCUUAACGGUGCGAAGCAGCUCAGUCUUUGCUGACGUGAUGGAUGUCCUUCGCCGACCGCCACUCGCGACGCACUAUUCGACGCGUUUUGUGUACACCGGCUCAGUUACUUUUACCAGCUGGUUAGAAUGGCGCCAGGAGUUGGAGAGCAACCGAGUAGAGUGCAUCAUUGGUCAUUGGAUGGACGAAGAUUAUGAUUAUUAG
Molecule: messenger RNA, 1218 nt
Organism: Mycena indigotica
Lineage: Eukaryota; Fungi; Basidiomycota; Agaricomycetes; Agaricales; Mycenaceae
Product: BHLH domain-containing protein
Exons: 2
Coding region: 1-1218 (405 amino acids)
Source: RefSeq, a predicted model, not a curated record